AUCACCAAGUUGAUACGAACCUCAAUACACUGAAUGUUGUGUUUCUGCUUCAUUUCUGAAGCAAGACGGAUUAAAUUUAUUUUUAUAGAUGUGUAUAUGACGAUGUGAUGAUUUUCACUCAACUCUAGGUUUGUUGACAUAUUGGUGCCUUCACGCCAGACUAAAAUGAGGAGGAAUAAUGGCAGUACAGUAGCAGCAAAUGGAAAUUAUUCUGGCAGAGAAGUUUCAAGAAACAAUCCAGAUUGGACUCUUCGAAUUGGCUGCAGCUGUAUUUUGCGAUUUCGAAUCAUGGAUGGACUUAGGCCGAAAAAUUAUAAAUGUGAUGGGUGUUGAUGGGUGGCCCUCCAAUGAAACCUGGAACGCAUCACCCAUCACAUCAGAUUUUGCUGUUAUUGAUGCAGCCCAAAAGUUGCUCGUGGGUGGACUCGUCGGUUGGAGCCCGCCUGCCUCGAGGCUGACCACGUCUACCCCAAGUCUUCGCAAUUUUGCACACCGCCGCUGGGGAGGAGGAGCAGGAGGCCGGGUGCCCGGUGCCAUGCGGGCGACCCGCGUGCCGGGGCCGAGGUAGGGCCGCCAUGAGGCGGGGGGCGGCGCGGCGGGGGCGGGCCGGGGCCCCUCCGUGGGCCCCCCUGCUGUGGCUGGUGCUGCUGCCCGCCGCCCUGGCCGCGCACUGGACGCACUCCGCCGAACUGGAUAGAAACUUUUCCGUCUUCUGGACGCCCGGCGAGGACGACAUCACCUUCGAGGUGCAGGUCCGGACGCUGGGCUACGUCGGCCUCGGAUUCUCCGUCGACGGCAAGAUGAAAGGAGCGGACAUGGUCAUCGGCUGGGUGCGCGACGGGCAGGUCUUCUUUCAGGACCGCCACGCAGUCGACCGCUACGAGCCCGAAGUGGAUUCUAGUCAAGAUUACGAACAGUUAUUGGGAUACGAAAAUGGCACUCACACUGUCCUAAGGUUUCGGCGGAAAUACGACACCUGCGACCCGCAUGACUUCAAAAUAACGAACGACACGGUGCGAAUGCUGUACGCCUAUCACGACCGCGACCUGACGGGGUCUGGGUCGGAGCCGCUGCCCUACCACGGGUCGCAGCGCGGUUCGCGCUCCGUGUUCCUGCUCGAGAGGGUCCCGAAGGAGGACCCCCUGCCGAGGGACACGCUCGUCUGGGACCUGCGGAACCCACAGGUCCAGCUGCCGAACACAGAGGACACCCUCUACUGGUGCAAGAUCUUCAAGUUACCAGAACUCAGGCGGAAACACCAUAUGGUCAAAUACGAGCCGAUCCACCAGGCGGGCAACAGGGCCUACCUGCACCACCUGGUGGUGUACGAGUGUUCGGGGGACGCCACCCUGUUCGAGAAGCAUGUGGGCGCGAAGGGCGAGCCCUGCUACCAGCCGCACAUGCCAAGCGAGUUCCUCAGCUGCCACAACGUCGUGGUCACCUGGGCCGUCGGCUCUGAGGGCUUCAACUUCCCGUCCGAGGCCGGCUACCCGCUGGACCCCAGCUCCGGGGCGCGCUUCUACAUGAUGGAGACGCACUACAACAACCCCAACAUCGACCCGGGCAUCGUGGACUCGUCCGGCGUGCGCAUCUUCUACACGCCCACGCUGCGGCGCUACGACGCGGGCGUCAUCUCGGUGGGGCUGGACCCCAACUGGAGGCACAUCAUCCCGCCCGGCAGGCCCGAGGUGGUGAGCGAGGGCCACUGCAUCGCGGACUGCACGCGCCAGGCGCUGCCCGCCCAGGGCAUCAACGUGUUCGCCACGCUGCUGCACACGCACCUCAUCGGUCGCAAGGUCCGGUUCCGCCAGAUCCGCGGCGGCGAGGAGCUGCAGCCCAUCACCGCGGACAACAACUACGACUUCAACUACCAGGAGUAUCGGCGGCUCAAGAAGCCCGUCAAAGUGUACCCGGGCGACCACCUGAUCGCCGAGUGCACGUACAACUCGGAGGCCCGGUCCACCAUCACCCUGGGCGGGCUGACGGCCCGGGAGGAGAUGUGCCUGGCCUUCGCCCUGUACUACCCGAGGGUGGACCUCACCCUGUGCUACUCGCUGCCCUCGCUGCCCACCGUGCUGCACUCGCUGGGCAUCCAGGAGCUCAUGCCGAACUCCUCGCCGGUCAAGAUCAAGCUGCCCGAGGAGCUGCGCGACAUGACGCUGGAGACCAGGCUCAUCACGUACGACUGGGAGAAGCACUUCGGCUCCUUCCAGGAGGCGACACGCAAGGGCUCCUUCAAGCCCCUGUGCUGGGCGAAGAGGCCCGCCCUGUUGCCUGGCACCGAGGAGACGGAGGCGACCUACCCCAACAUCACGCGGUCGUGGCGGCCCGAGGCCACGUGCCACCGGCGGCGGCCGCACCGCAAGAAGAAGCCCGGCGACGAGGCGACGGGCGACGCCAACGAGACGUUCCUGGACGACGAGAGCGCGGCGCGCGACAACGCCGUGCUGGCCGACGACGACAACAGCCUGAACGCCAUCGGCGCGCAGGAGCAGUCGCGGCUCAACAGCGGCGCGGCGGCCCACGCCGCCUCCUGGACGGCGACCUGGGUGGCGCUGCUGCUGGCGCUGCUCGCGGCGCGAGUCCAGAGAUGAGCGCGCUGCUGCCGUCUCCCGCACCGCCCUGGCCGGCCAGGCUCUGUGAUAGGUCCCCCUCCCCCCACCCCCACCCUCCCCUGUGCUGUGACUACGCGCCCCGCCGUGCCUCUUUUAGUCAACGCGGCGCGGCGGGGCAGUGUGCCCGGUGUGAAAUGGGAUAUCGGAACGAUGCCGAAACGAUAUCGGAGGGAUGCUGCCAAAGGCAGUGUCGACGCCGUAGCGGUUUCGCUUUGACAUCGUCUUGACAUUCAUUUCUCACUGGGUGGGCCCGAAGUGACGUGGCCCGACGUGUAAACUAGUGAAGUGGUCAAGUGGACAAGAAGUAGUGCAAGGAUGAGCAGCGCAUCGACGUCACCUGCUGGGGCAUCGACCCCUUUCCAUCCUCGGUAUAGUUUACGUUAUUUUUACUCCUGGAUCUCUCUUUCUGUACACUCCCCGGAGAGGUGGAUGAUAUUCCGAACUUACUUUAACUUUAACCAGAAUGAAUCGAAAAGGGGAUAGAUAUUUAAGAUAUUUCUGAGAAAUGCAUCGAACUCUUUGGUAUGCAGCUUGUUGUCGCAGGGAAGUCCAUAAUGAAGGCGUUUGAUGUGCAGUGAAUCUCAUUAGCACUACAAUGUAUUUAUUUUUGUAUAUAGUGUACUAUAUAACAGAAAUACAUAGAUAUAAUAGACUGCCGUUAGGCUACAGGAAUGCAACCUUGGUUUCUUUCCGAUCAACGCCAUUUAUAAGGCUAAACUAAUCAUUAAACAUCUAUCUCCAUAAUGACGUCCUUCCCUUGCCGGACUGGUUUGACUGUUCACCGAUUUAACAGAUUCCAAGCCUCAAAUGACCGAUGGCUCCUACACUGUGAUAGCAUUAUGGACAUUGUUUGCUGACUAAAAUGUUGGUCAUUCUCAUUAAACCACCACUGGCAUAUAAAAUUUUUAUUAAAUAUGCUAGUUUGGAUAUGUGACAACUUAAAUGCCAGCUUCUGAGAUUUGUUUUAUUCUAUGUCUUAAAGUGCCUAUAUUGUUUAUACGUAAACAUUUUGUUAGUCUCCUCUUUUAAAGAAAAACACUCUCAUUGGUCUUAACAGUUAUUGUGUUUUCUUUUCUUAAUUACAGUAAAUUAAAAACAAAAACUUUUUCUUUUUUUACAUAGCUAAAACUUCUUGUAUGCCUAAUGAGAGAAUUUUUUAAAAGUUACCACUGUUUGGUAUUUACUUAUAUGACUUGUAAGUAUCUUGUAUGUACUAUUGUAGAUAUUGUCAGUAUUUUACCAAAAGUGGAAUUAAUGGUUGAUGGAUUUACUGAGUUUUUUUGGUUGAGGUUUUGUAAACUGAGGGAUCGUCCAGAAUGUGCGUGCGUCAUUUGGCGUUACGCACCUGUAAAGUUCAGCCCCUGCAAGCUCUCAUAGCGCCUGAUGGGUAGGCAACAUCUUGCCUGCAGUGCAUGCGUGAACUGCGGGGUGGCCUACCCGGAGUCUUGCAGGCGUCGAGCUCCCGUAAUUUGCCGUAUAAAUCUCAGAAUAACGGACCUACUUUCUGGACGAUCCCUUCUGUAAAGAUAUACCUCGUAGCACAGAUCAUUCUUAAAAUGUUACCUCAACAUUCAGAUAACCAAUAGAACAUUCUGAGGACGUUGUUAAGGUGUUCGGUGCUAUAAAGAAUUGUCUUAAAAGUAAUCUCAACCAGUCUCAUUCUCCUUUAACUGUUCUGCGCCCAACUAUUGUUAAAUAGUUUCCUGCUUUAGUAUGCUCUUGUAUAUAUUAUUGUAAUCUAAUUGACUUGGGUGCUUUGAUUUGGAGUGUUACGUGAAUUAUUGACUGACCUGUUGGGAAUGAAAGAGUGAAUGAAUGAUUGUUGAAUGUGUGCAAUUAAGAAUGGUACAGUUUUAUCUUAAAGUUCUAUAAUGUAGAUUGACUUCAUACUAUUUUACACAUUAGUGAUACUUUAGCACUAUGUCAUUGCAUAGUUUCAUAUUGUGUUUGUUGUUAUUGUUGUCACAGUGGUAUUUUGCUUGUGCAUUCAUAAAUGUGCUAUGCAAUCCAUUCUUGAUAAUGUUGCUAGUCUUAUGAGGUCCAAUCUUAUUUAUUUUUUCAAAGUGGGAAGAAAAUUAGCAGCGAAACACAUUUUUCCUCCAAGGGGUUUCAAUGUUAAAAAGCCAUAUAGGAUAAACUAUUGCACAUUGAAAUGGUAGAAAUCAAGAGCAUGGACUUCUUAAACUCAUACAUUUGAUUUUGUAACUUGCCAUUAUUUGCGCCAUGGUUUCAGCAUAUUUAUUGGGUAUACAUAUACAUGUUGUAAUUUGUUUUUUAUAUGUGAUUUAUUUUAUAUUGAUUUGUUAUGGAAAUUAUCAUUGUAAUUUCUGCCUAAACAUCUACUGGCACUUGAUCAAAACUAAAUUUUUUUCUGCAACCAUAAAAUCUUUUGAAUAACAGUCUGUAGUUCAUCCAUAAUUUUAAUAUGACGGUCAAGCAACAACAGUUUCUCUUGUAUUCUAUUUUUAUUUUUUUUAAUUACAGGUUUCAUAGGAGUUAGUCAAACCUUGAUCUACAAUUGUAACAUAUAAUUUUUAUGCCCUCUCAUACUUGCUUGUGAUUUUCUGCUAAAUAGUUUGUUUCAUGGUUCCUUGACCAAAAAUUAGAUUUUAGAUUAAGCAGAAAUUGUUGUCAGGGUUAUGUCUAAAAUUUCAAUUCACACAGAUAAAAAAUGUACCAAGUGUCGAGUCAAAGUUUAAAAAUUGCUUUAGUUUGCUGGCUUAGUCUAACUUGUAUGAGGAGCCCCACAGAUCUGAUGAACCAGUUCUUGUAACUUAAAAAAUAAUUGUAAUCUAGUAAAACACUUCUCCCCUAUCAAACAAACACACCUCAUCUUUUGUCCCACAGAA
Messenger RNA from Frankliniella occidentalis (western flower thrips), 5464 nucleotides. It is a transcript of the gene olf413, whose product is annotated as MOXD1 homolog 2. Lineage: Eukaryota; Metazoa; Arthropoda; Insecta; Thysanoptera; Thripidae. Gene Ontology annotation, cellular component: secretory granule membrane. Gene Ontology annotation, molecular function: copper ion binding; dopamine beta-monooxygenase activity. Gene Ontology annotation, biological process: norepinephrine biosynthetic process; dopamine catabolic process; octopamine biosynthetic process. The record is from RefSeq and is a predicted model, not a curated record. Bases 576 to 2594 code for a protein of 672 amino acids. The transcript has 14 exons.